Molecule: messenger RNA, 516 nt
Organism: Haemonchus placei
Lineage: Eukaryota; Metazoa; Nematoda; Chromadorea; Rhabditida; Trichostrongylidae
Source: the annotation of a GenBank genome assembly
UUUCUGUUUGCCGCCACACUUCUUGAUUCUACUCGAGCUCCACUGGCGGUCUUGUUUCUUUGCCUCAGCAUGGCGUCAGCAGGUUUACAUACGCCUGGAUGUCAGACAGCACUCGUCUCUUUGGCUCCAGCUUACUCUGGAGCUAUUACUGGCUUCGCAUUCUUCUUUGUCGCUUGCUCCGGGAUCGUUAACCCUAUACUCACGAAAUGGAUUGCACAGACAGCACUCGUCUCUUUGGCUCCAGCUUACUCUGGAGCUAUUACUGGCUUCGCAUUCUUCUUUGUCGCUUGCUCCGGGAUCGUUAACCCUAUACUCACGAAAUGGAUUGCACAGAACGGCUCACCUCUCGAGUGGAAUAUGGUGUUCUACAUUUCGACGGUGAUCGCUUUGUUGCCAUUGAUCGUCUUCAAUGUAUGGGGCUCAGCCGAGGUGCAGUGGUGGGCAAAAAAUCAGAAGAUUUCGACCAUCUCCCGAAAGUCCGAGUCACCCGAGUCAGGGACAAAAUCGCCCGCAUGA